This is a messenger RNA of Cooperia oncophora, 273 nucleotides long. NCBI's taxonomy places the organism in Eukaryota, Metazoa, Nematoda, Chromadorea, Rhabditida, Trichostrongylidae. The record is from the annotation of a GenBank genome assembly.
AUGGCUGGAGGGCAGCUUACCGACCAGAUCUGGUACUGGGGAAGCGUUGAUAAAACCGUCGUUUCUGAGAUCAUGCAGGAUCAGCCAGAAGGCACAUUCAUGGUCCGCGAUGCUUCGUCCCCGGGCGACUUUACUCUUACUGUCAGCUCCGACGCCACUACCCGGCUGUGCUAUGUUUCUUAUGUUUUGUCAUGCCUUGCAGAAAUGGCUGGAGGGCAGCUUACCGACCAGAUCUGGUACUGGGGAAGCGUUGAUAAAACCGUCGUUUCUGAG